AUGGAGGUCUCGGUGGAGGUCACGUUCGGGAACAAGGUCGAGGAAGACAGAGAGGUCUCCGUUGAAGUGAUGUUCGGGAAGAGAGUCGAAGACGCUGAGAGGGAGGUCUCAGUAGAUGUGAUAUUAGGGAAGAGGGUCGACGAGGACAGAGAUGUCUCCGUUGAAGUGACGUUGGGGAAGAGAGUCGAAGAGGCUGAGAUCGAGGUCUCGGUGGAGGUGAUAUUAGGGAAGAGGGUCGACGAGACCGACAGAGAAGACUCAGUAGACGUGACGUUCGGGAAGAAAGUCGAAGAGACGGACAGGGAGGUCUCGGUCGAGGUAACGUUCGGGAACAAAGUCGAAGAAGAGGACAGAGAAGUCUCGGUCGAAGUGACAUUGGGGAACAAGGUCGAGGAGACAGACAGAGAAGUCUCGGUUGAAGUAACGUUGGGAAAGAAUGUGGAAGAAGAAGACAGAGAAGUUUCAGUCGAAGUGACGUUAGGGAAGAGAGUGGAAGAGGCCGUGAUUGAGAUCCUGGUAGACGUGCCGUUCGGGAACAAAGUCGACGAGACGGAGAGAGAAGUCUCAGUCGAAGUGAUGUUCGGGAACAAGGUUGAAGAAGCCGAGAUGGAGGUCUCAGUGGAAGUGACGUUGGGGAACAACGUCGAAGAAGAAGACAGAGAAGUCUCGGUCGAAGUGACGUUGGGGAAAAGUGUCGAAGAAGCAGACAGAGAAGUCUCGGUGGACGUGACAUUGGGGAACAAGGUCGAGCUCAGCGUGGAGGACGUUUCCGAGGGGGUAACAGUCGUGCUGUUGGGGAAAAGAGUGGAAGAAGCGGACGAAGACUCGGUCGAGGUGAUGGAAGACAGUGGUCGAAACAAUGCUGGACGUGACGGUCGUGGACUCGGAGGUAAUGGUGGUGGUGUUGGGGAAGAGAGUCGAGGUCACCGAGUCGGUCGAAGCAGAGCUGCUGGACUCGGUGGAGGUGACGUUGGGGAACGACGUCGACGUGAAGGUGGAAGAGGUCUCCGAAACGGUGACGGUGGUGCUGCUGCUGUUGGGGAAGAUGGUGGAGCUGAAAGUCUCGGACGAGGAAGCCGAAGACGAAGCGCUGACGGAAGUGACGGUGGUGGUGUUGAACACCGGCGGCACGGACGAGGUGCGCGUAACGAAGGUCGUGAAGGUGGCGUUGGUAAAGACCGUGCCAGUGACAGCCGUGGUCUCCUCGAUCACCUCUGUAACGGUGCUGCCGACGGAGACGGUAGCGGUCAGGGGGUCGAAGUCAGUGGAGGUGAGGACAAUGGUUUCGAGGGCAGUGGCCGUCGUCGUCGUCGUCGCCACGACGGUCGAGGCCGAGCCGGUGGUGGAGAUGGUGACUGUGAUGACAGACGUGGACAAGAUCGUGGCUGGGACCGUCUGGGUGACGGUGACGACGGCGGCGGCCGAGGUCACCGUGUUCGGCAGGACGCCGAGGCACGAGCAGGCCGAGGCGUAGCGGGCCACGGAGCUGCAGGCCGAGGCGUAGGCCGGGAACGUGUUGGAAGAGACGGCGGUCACGGGGCCCUGGCGCUUCUUGAGAGCGAUGGUCUCGAAGAUGGUCUGGGUCUCGGUGGCGACGGUGGUGAUCUGCGUGGUGCCGAAGACGAGGGUGCGGGUGCUGGCGACCAGGACGGUUGUGGGCACGACGACGGUCUCGGUGGCGACGGUGGUGACUUGGGUGAUGCCGACGCGGCUGGUCUCCGUGGCGGACACCAGCGCGGUUUCGACGACGAGGCUCGUCUCGACGGGACCCGGGGCGGCAUCGGUGACGGUGACGGUCGACGUGAAGACGCCGCUGGUCGCGGCCGUGACUGUCACGGUGGAAGUGCUUUUGGUGGCGUGAACGACUUACGCGGCACUGGGGAAUACGGUCACCUGCAGAAACUUGGAGCAGUCGGCGGUACCGCUCCUGGUCGUGAAAGCACUAGCCGCAAUAGCUGA
Molecule: messenger RNA, 1959 nt
Organism: Colletotrichum higginsianum IMI 349063
Lineage: Eukaryota; Fungi; Ascomycota; Sordariomycetes; Glomerellales; Glomerellaceae
Exons: 3
Coding region: 1-1959 (652 amino acids)
Source: RefSeq, a predicted model, not a curated record